Messenger RNA from Marchantia polymorpha subsp. ruderalis, 2855 nucleotides. NCBI's taxonomy places the organism in Eukaryota, Viridiplantae, Streptophyta, Marchantiopsida, Marchantiales, Marchantiaceae. The record is from the annotation of a GenBank genome assembly.
CGAAUUGUUUGCUUCUUUAUUUAGCGUUGAGUGAUUAGAGCAGACGGAGGGCCAGCGAAAGCAAAGCAAAGCAAAGAAAGGCGAGACACAGAGAGAGAGAGAGAGGGAGAAAGAGAGAGAGAGGGGAAGGGGAAGGGAGGUAGGUCGCUGUGACGAGGAAGAGACGCGGAGAGAUAGGACGGAGGGAGGAAAGGGAUUGAUUUGUUUUGCUUUGAGGAGUCAAAGUAGCAGAGAAGAAGAAGGAGGAGGAGGAGGGAUAUGGGACGGAUGGGGAGAAUGUUUGGUGCAGAUAAUUUUGACAAGAGUGUUGCAAUUGUGAGGGAGGUGAUGAGCAGUUCUGCGUGGAGCGCGGGAGGGCAGAGGCUGUCCAAUUCGUGCGCGCGUUGUCGUGAGAGGCGAGAGAGUGCAUUUCUUUCGAUGUUCACGAGCCAAUGACAUUAGGGGAUGGAUAAAUCUUGAUACACGGUGGGGGGUGUUGUGCACUGGUUGCGGUCCCAGUGCUGUUGUAGAGUACAGACCAAUCGAUUGGUAUGUCUUGAUUCAGGAGUGUUGGAACAUGGAUUGGGCAUGUAUUCCUAACGAAUACUCUACACUAUGCGUUGCGCGUUCGACGGAGGAAACCUCGCGCAGAUUCAUUGAUUACUCUUACGCCGAAGGCCCUCUCGACGAUCCUUUUCUCCGUACCGGCAGCGUGUCAGUAAUCACUCAUCGUUCAUGUCCAAACGGUCCAUAUGUUCCUACUUACCUCUAGCAAAUUUCUACUGGACUCGAUCAUCCUCUCUGCGAGGUAGUACAAAUUGAGUAUAGUUGUAAAUCCCUUUGCCCUGAUUCCGAGAUUGCAUUGAAUUAAUCUCAUGAGUGUCCCAUCAACCCUUUCAAAUGUACAGCGGAUCUUGUCCCUCAUCUACUUGAAAUAAAAUUUUUCCAUAGUUUCGCCAAGUGCGACAUGCAUAUAUUAUAGAACUCGAGCAGCUGUUGGAAUUAGCCGACCAUAGUUACAAGACAAAAAAAUCCCCUACUGUAAUGUUCUUAGCGUAGUUAGUGAUUCCACCCGUUUUGUUGUAGGUGUGAGAGAGGAAGAUGAGUGGGUUGACGAUUUCGCGGGGAUUCGGCCUGGUGGCCGCCCUGGCAGUAUCCGGGACAGCUCUCUUUCUUGCCUACGGCUACAAGAAAAGGACUUUUCUCCACAUCAGGAGGGGCAAGGGAUGUCUGAAAUACGAGCACCAUCGAGGAGAUAUUCCGAAAAAGGAAGGCGUCAUCUCAGUGGAGCUGUCCAGCAAGGGGAAAGACAUUGGGAAAGGAGGCGUCCAUCUGCCUCCUCAAAUGACUCGACGACCUCAAAAGUCUUCUCGUUCUUCCGUCUGCACUCACGAGCCAACUCGAGAAGAGGAAAUGAUCAAGGAAAAACUCGUGAAAUGUCCGGACGCUGCGCUGAUCAGCAUUUUGCACAAAGACGCCCGUUCCAGCUUCAGGGACGCUGAUCAGCUUGUGGAGCAACUCGAGAAUAUGGGUUCCGACACUUCUUCCCUUAAGUCCUCAGAUUUGUCUGGCAGGCCGGACAACGUGAACAAUGGAGCUGAAAACCAAUUGGUGAACGGAGCGAAUGGGAAGGUCGCCGGCAAACCAAAGAAGCAGGUGCGGUUUUGCCCAUCGGUGGCGGAGCCGUCAUCCAACAAUUACGACUACAAGCGACGAGGCAGGCAACAACGUGGCGGCGCACAAACCGUAGCACAAGAGCAACCCUCAGAAGCAAUCCGCACGAUCGCUCACGCGCGUCCCAGGCUCUACUCGCAGGCUGCCAAGCAAACGAUAACCUACAACAUCGGCCGCUUCGAUCACCGCUAUAGCAGCAUGGCUUAUCCACCUGGACAUCUUUGAGGACUUUUAUAAUACAAUGAUUCCUAGAUGCGAGACGGGUCGUGAAAUGGUUCUUCGUGAAUGUCCAGGAGGAAAAAGAAGCUUUAGAAGCCGGUCUGGUCUUACGUGAUGCGAGUAUAUUCUCUGAAGGCUUGUAUUUCUUCAUUCAGGUAGGCAGUCGUUGGAAUUCUCGAAUUGGGUUGGUCCGUCCAUCGCUAGCAUGGGAGUGGCCCCUGUCUCGAGAGUCCUAGGAUGACAUCAGAUCCCCGUUUGCAGUCGGUCUAUGGCGGACCCUCCGACAGGCCUGGUUGUGCUGUGGUGGUGGGCCGUGCCGGGCCUCUGUCGGCUGAAGUACCCAUGGCCCAGCCCACGCCUUGCGUUCUUCCGAGACAGGCCCAAAACCGUGGCCCGGUCAUCCGUCAAUCCGGUCCAUCAUUCCUCUCUGCACUCGAGUCCGGUUGCCUUCGAGGCCCUCACCAUUGGAGACUUGGCCAGGGCUUUCUGUUCCCAUCUCCCUGCUCUGCCAUGCUCGAGUUUUCCCCGAGACCCCUCGACCACUUGACCACUGACCCUCAGCCGUGGGCAGCUAAAUCCCGCCGGGCGUAGGGGGUAGGAAAGAAGUGGGGGCUUCCCGUGUCGACCUGCGGAUAUAUGAGACAUGUGAUAGGAUAUAAUCACUUGUCAUAUUAGAGAGACUUGCGGAAAGUACAGAGCAGUAGCCGCUGCAGCGCCUGCUGGGGCGAGGUUUGGCGUGCUCUAGUUCUCUAGGCUCCCUUCGAUGUAGACUACAGAUGGUCGGGCUCCAUGACAGACUUGUUGUUGACCCAUCAGCGAUGUGCAGUCAGUCAUAACGGGUUGAAUGUUCAUGCGAUUCUCGUCUGAGAUCCCGAAACCUGACUCGCGCUCCUCAAGUUUAGAGUCACCAGGUCCAUCGGCCUGCGUGCAUGCCCGAUCAAAAUGUGAGGGAAAUUGUAAUUUGAUUCCUAAGUAAAAACCGG